This is a messenger RNA of Abrus precatorius (Indian licorice), 737 nucleotides long. RefSeq names its product PRA1 family protein B4-like. Gene Ontology annotation, cellular component: Golgi apparatus; endoplasmic reticulum. The transcript has a single exon. Gene Ontology annotation, biological process: vesicle-mediated transport. The coding region runs from base 1 to 651 and encodes 216 amino acids. NCBI's taxonomy places the organism in Eukaryota, Viridiplantae, Streptophyta, Magnoliopsida, Fabales, Fabaceae. The record is from RefSeq and is a predicted model, not a curated record.
AUGGCCUCAACCACACCAUCACCCGCACCCACGCCACCGCCACCGGUCCUUCCCAUUACAAACCCCAAUAGCAGCGAACCCGCAGCAGCCUCACCCGCAUUCCGCGCGUUUGUGAGCUACGCAUCGGAGUCCCUUCGUCACGCGCUAUCGCAACGGCGUGCAUGGUCAGAACUCACCGACCGCACCGCAUUUUCAAAACCCUUGUCGUUCUCCGAAGCGACGCUACGCAUUCGGCACAACGUGUCGUACUUCCGCAUAAACUACUACGUCGUCGUUUCGCUAAUUCUCGCCGUUUCGCUCCUCUCGAAUCCCUUCUCUCUCUUCAUGCUGGUGGCUCUCCUCGCUUCGUGGCUCUUCCUAUACCUCCUUCGUCCGUCGGAUCAGCCUCUGCAUCUCUUUGGACGCACCUUCUCCGACUUCGAAACGCUCUCGCUCCUCGCUGCAUUAACCACUUUUCUUCUGUUUCUGACAUCGCUGGGCUCUCUCCUUGUGAACGCCGUCACGAUCGCCGUCGCGGUGGUUGGAGCACAUGCGGCGUUGAGAGUGCCGGAAGACUUGUUCAUGGACGAGCGUGAUGCUUCUCAGACCAUCGGGAUCUUCUCCAUCCUCCGCGCCGCUGUUGCCGCCCCUCCCCCCGUCGUUCCCCGCUGAAGAAGCUUCUAGAACCUCAAUUGUUCCAUUUUUAAGUUGGUUUUUAUGUUUGAUGUAUCCACAUUAUUAGUAGUAAUUUUGCUAGA